This is a messenger RNA of Cephus cinctus (wheat stem sawfly), 1825 nucleotides long. RefSeq lists its product as uncharacterized. The record is from RefSeq and is a predicted model, not a curated record. Lineage: Eukaryota; Metazoa; Arthropoda; Insecta; Hymenoptera; Cephidae. The transcript is spliced from 8 exons. Gene Ontology annotation, molecular function: protein binding. The coding region runs from base 45 to 1793 and encodes 582 amino acids.
CAUGCGCGCUUACCCUCAGCACAUUUCUUCCAUGGCAAACAGCCAUGCCGUAUCGCGUAUUCUGUAUUCUUCUAAAUUUCAUAAUAUUUUUAUAUUUAACGAGCGGCGAUAGCAUCACGAAGAAAAAUGAUAAGCGACCAGAGCUUAACCUUCAGGUGUGCGUCCAGAGCUUCGACAUCCACAAGGAUAAAAUCAUCAGGACUGAGGAUUCGCGUCAACUGGGCGCCAAGUAUCUUAACGAGAUAGAUCUGGACUCGCGUGAAGAAUGUCUGAAGCUUUGCUGCGAGACUGAUCAGUGUGACGUAUUUGUUUUUGAAGAAAAGAGACCAGGCAGUUGUUAUCUGUUCCAUUGUGGGCCACCUAACGAUUUUAAAUGCAAAUUUACUAGUCACGCUAAUUACAGUAGUGCUGUACUUAAUAGUAAUCGCAAUGGACCAAGUACAGCCGAGCUGGAGGAACAAAUUCGCAGGACACAACAGGAGCACGAACUUGAAUCUCUCAGAAAACUUGCUGAUCCUCCAUCAAUAGAAUAUACCGUGUCAGAAUCGACGGCUAUACUUGCCAUAACUCAAACACCAAAAUCAUUAGUGAUAACAACGCCAAUAUCAAAGAAAGAAGGCUGCAGUCGCAACCAAUUUGAAUGUCGAACUUCCGGUGAUUGUAUAGCUAUAUACAAUGCCUGUGAUGGAGUACCACAAUGCGCUGACGCAUCUGACGAAGCUGCGGAACUUGGUUGUCCCACGGAAAGGCCUACAGUUGCUUCUCCAUUACUGCAACAGCCUUUACCUUUGUCAUCUCCAGAUUCCAUGAAAUGGCAAAUGAUGCAGCAUCACAAAUCAUUAGUUCCGUCGUAUACUCAUGGACAGGAAAGGGAUUCGAAAACUUGGCAGUCGUCAGGUUCGCCUCGACAAGGUGUACCUCCGCCACAGAAUAUUCAAUAUCCUGUACAGCAAGUCGUAAUGCCGCAACCACAAUUAAAUAUUGGAUCACAAGGAUAUCAAUGGGAAUAUCAGCCCCUCUAUGAACAGAAUAAGGCAGCUUAUGCUGCCAUUAAUACAUUUCAUGGACAAAAUAAUUUGAAUCCGUAUGAAAUGGAGCAAUCGCAUAUAUUUAACCAUAAGGGUCCAGGUGUCAUUGGGGAAAAUGGUGCGGAGAGUGGAGUUUACAUAGAUGCAAAUAGACAAUACGCGCCGUAUUUCCCAUCACCGAAUCAUGGAAUGUGGCAAGAAGGUCAACCACAACCACCACCAGCACCAUCAGCAAUCCCAAAUUCCCUUCACAGCCAGUCCAUUGCACAGCACGAAUCACUCGAAAAUACAGCUUCACCCCCACCUUGCAAACCAUCCACAAAUGAAGAAGAAAUUCCAUCAAGGACCAACCCCCGUACUGAUACAGACGUCAAAACCCAGAAAGCUGUGUAUAUUGAAAAAUCAAACGAUCACGCCGACAAGAAAUCAAAUUCAAUUUCUAAAAAUCAAGGAAAUUCAAAUUACGUGAAAACUCUCGAAACUCAAGUUGUAGAACACGAAAAGAAAUCAAAAAUUACGGAAGAUAAUCACAAGGAGCUCGAGAAGAGUCACAUGGUGGCUGAGCAUUUGCAGCACAUUAAUAGUGACAGUAAAGUAUUGAGGCCAAGGGGUGCAGUGAUAUCAUUGGCUUUAGGAUUAACCGCAACAGCGAUGAUGGCUGCAUUAAUUGCAUGUCGCUUGAGAGUUGUAAGACGGCGAGGUCGUCGUGGUCACGGACCAUAUGCACACGAUGCCGAUUACCUGGUUAAUGGGAUGUACCUCUAAAUAAAUCUUACAUAGAAAAAAAAAGGAACGAA